Cyprinus carpio (common carp) is the source of this 4254-nucleotide messenger RNA. RefSeq names its product cyclin-dependent kinase 12-like. The transcript has 14 exons. Gene Ontology annotation, molecular function: ATP binding; cyclin binding; RNA polymerase II CTD heptapeptide repeat kinase activity. The record is from RefSeq and is a predicted model, not a curated record. Lineage: Eukaryota; Metazoa; Chordata; Actinopteri; Cypriniformes; Cyprinidae. Bases 856 to 4254 code for a protein of 1132 amino acids. Gene Ontology annotation, cellular component: cyclin/CDK positive transcription elongation factor complex; nucleus. Gene Ontology annotation, biological process: positive regulation of transcription elongation by RNA polymerase II; protein phosphorylation; transcription elongation by RNA polymerase II.
AAUCCGCUAUCAAGGAGGCAACAGACGAUUUAAGCAUAUUCUAAACGGUGUGGGCUGUGGUAUUUCCUUUUCCGCGGGACGGGCUUAAACCGCGCACGCGCAGAGGAGGCUGCGCAUAAUGUUGGCUGUAAUGGAUGAAGUGAAUUCUCUCUGAAUUAAGGGCCGUGGAGGGUUUUAUAUCCACGAACAUCGCCCAGUUUCUAGGUCUGGUUUCUUUCCAGAGCCGCUCAAGUGAACUGGAAUCAAUUUUAACACAUAAAUAUGUGAUCAUUUCCGAUGAAUAUGAAACUACAGAGAGUUUACACUGAUCAUUAAAGCGAAUAUGUGAACAAGAAGCAAGCGGGUCAAGUUUUAUUUUCAGUUAUGUGGGACAGUAUCCCUACACAGCGAGCUUUACUGCUUCAAAGCUCAGAAACCGUGUGCAAGGAGAGCCAAACGUCUGUCUAGGCUUUGAUAUCGAACAAGGAUAAACAAUCUAAAACAAGGACAGCCUGUAUUUUUCUUCUUUCUUUUUGUCUUUUCGAGGGACGCUAGCUUGGCUAAAGCUAGCCGAGAGGCGCGAGGCACCCUGGAAACCACCAGUGAUGCCAUCGUGAAGGACAUAUCGUUAAAAAAUUGUCGUUGUUGUUGGGUUUAUAUACUCUUGGAUAUAUUUCGACGCGAUUCGGAGAAGCCACGGGACCGGGGAUGACUUGUGGAUAACCUCUGCGCAUUAAAUCGAGUGCGCAUCUUUGUUUCGCUUCACUCCGAGUCUUCCGUCUGGCGAGAUUUCACACUUUUACCCAACACUGAGCGAUUUCUGCUGUUCAUGUGCUGUCUUGACCGCUUAGGUCCGCGUCUCCGGAGGACAGAGGUAUGCCUGGAUCAGACCGCCUGCAUGGGACCAAGAGGAAGGCUGAAUCGCUCUACCAUCACCAGCUGCAGGCGGCCGGCGGCGGGGAGGGUCAGCCUUUGCACGCGGGCUCCGGUAGGCAUCCCACCAAGACGACGAGCUCGGUGGCUCCUGCCAAGCACAAACGAAACAAGUCCAAACACGAGGCCGAAACCGGCUCCGCGUGCGCUGCCGCCGCGCCUCCAGCAGUGGGCGCCAUCAAGCCUCUGGUGGAGUACGACGACAUCAGCUCCGACUCGGACACGUUCCUGGACUCCCCCGCCACCGGGAAACCGGCGGAGGGCAGAGACGCCGAACGCCUAGAGCGGUCGGACUACGAGGAGGCAGGGGCGGGAGCCGCGAAAGAGAACAGGACUCAUAAACACAAGCGCUCCCGGAAGAAGUCCAAAGACCCCUAUUCGGUCAGGGAGUCUGUGGAGGGGGCAGAAAGUGGCGGCAAGAAGAGCAGUAAGGACCGGGACAGAGCGAGUAAAGAGAGCCGAAAGAAGGCUAAGGAGAAGACUAGCUCAGCUGCGUGCCUUGCAUCCACAUCCAGACGUCCAGGUGAGUCUCUCUCGUCAGGUGCGGUGCAGUCCGCUGUCAGUCUGGGCAGCAGCGCCUCCUCCGCCACCUCCUCCAUCAGUAAGGAAAGUGGGCGCUCGUCAAAAUCUCGCAAAGACAAGCGGAGGAGCGAGGAGUAUGAGGAGGACCGGAGCCAUCGGAAGGCAGCCAAAAGCCACAAGUCGAGCCCUAAAGGGAAGGAUCAGUCCAGGAGAAGCGGAGCGGACAGUCCUUCCACUGCGGAACUCGAGAAUAGCUAUUCCUCCAAGCGCAGUCCGUACAGGGAGCCUCCCAGGCGGAGCAGACAGAGGUCCGAGAGCCCUUAUCGGAGGAGGAGGUCUUCAAGCCCCGAGAAGGAUGGAAGUCCGUAUGUGAGCAGAAAACACUCACCUGGCAGUCCUUACGGCAACCGACGCUCAUCCAGCACUAGUCCGGUGUCCAGGCCUUCUCUUCGUUCUCGGAGCCGUUCUCCUCACUACUCUUCCUCUCGCCGCUCCUCUUCCCGUUCUCGCACUAAGAAACAUUCUUUAUAUUCUGGAGGAGCCAGCAGAGGCUCCUCCCACAGCAGUCGACCAGGUAGCCGCUCCCCAUCGUCUUCACGUUUGCCGAUCACCUCCAGCCUGGGGGCCGAGCUGACGCGGAAAAAGAAGGAACGUCAGGCGGCGGCCGCCAAAAACUCCCCCUCCCUCCGCUCCAACACGUCCAACGUCUCAAAUGCAUCGGUGAAAAACACUGAGGUGCCACCACUAGAGACGGCCCCGCCCCCAGAGCCUCAAAGACCGCCCUCCCCACCUGCGAAUACUGUUGCGGCGGAGGAGCCCACUGUGGUUCCUCCACCACCUCUCCCAUUAUCCAGUCCACCUCCGCUGCCUCUCUCAUCUCCUCCGCCUCUCCCGGCGAACUCUCCUCCUCCUCCUCUUCCUCUCUCAUCCCCUCCACCUCUUCCUCUAAACAGCCCUCCGCCUGCUCCUCCACCCUCAGCACCUGCCACACCUGCUGCGUCUCGCACGAAAAGCCCCAAACAGAAACAUACGCAAAGUCCCGCACACCUGAUUAAGACCUCCACACUUCCACCUCUUCCCCUGCCGCCGGUUCUUCUGGGAGACUGCAGAGACAGUCCAAAGAAGAGCGGUCUUUCCCAGAAAUCAUCACGAAAGGACAGGGAGAAAGAAAAGGAAAAAGAAAUCAGGACACGCCUUCUCAGUGAGUUGCCCCUCCCUCCAAUUCUUCCUGGAGGAGACCCCUCCCCUCCACAGUCCCCUGCUCGAGAAUCCCCACUGCUUCUGCAACCAACCUUCAAGAAGAGACCAAAGAUUUGCUGUUCUAGAUAUGGAGAGAGGAAGCAGACUCAAACUGACUGGGGCAAGCGCUGUGUGGAUAAGUUUGACAUCAUCGGCAUCAUUGGAGAAGGAACCUACGGUCAAGUGUACAAGGCAAAGGACAAAGACACAGGAGAGCUGGUGGCAUUGAAGAAGGUGAGAUUGGAUAAUGAAAAGGAGGGUUUCCCCAUCACUGCCAUCAGAGAGAUCAAGAUCCUGAGACAACUCAACCAUCGCAGUGUCGUCAACAUGAAAGAAAUUGUCACUGAUAAACAAGAUGCACUUGACUUCAAAAAGGAUAAAGGUGCAUUUUACCUGGUGUUUGAGUACAUGGACCAUGACCUGAUGGGGCUCCUGGAAUCGGGGCUGGUUUCUUUCUCCCAAGAGCAUGUGCAGAGCUUCAUGCGUCAGCUGAUGGAGGGAUUAGAUUAUUGCCACAAAAAGAAUUUUCUACACCGAGACAUCAAGUGCUCCAAUAUCCUGCUAAAUAACAGUGGUCAGAUCAAGCUUGCCGAUUUUGGUUUGGCUCGUCUUUAUAACUCUGAGGAAAGUCGGCCUUACACUAAUAAGGUGAUCACACUGUGGUACCGCCCACCUGAGCUGCUACUGGGAGAGGAGAGAUACUCUCCUGCUAUUGAUGUCUGGAGUUGCGGGUGUAUUUUGGGAGAACUCUUCACCAAGAAACCAAUUUUCCAGGCAAACCAAGAGCUUCUGCAGCUUGAGCUGAUCAGUCGUUUGUGUGGUAGUCCGUGUCCUGCUGCUUGGCCAGAUGUAAUUAAGCUGCCGUACUUUAAUACCAUGAGACCCAAGAAACAGUACAGACGACGCUUACGGGAGGAAUUCGCUUUUCUGCCCACCUUUGCUCUUGACCUGCUGGACCACAUGUUGACGCUGGACCCCUCGAGGCGCUGCACGGCUGAACAGGCCCUGGCGAGCCAGUUUCUGUGUGAUGUGGAGCCCAACAAGAUGCCGCCACCCGAUUUGCCUCAUUGGCAAGACUGUCAUGAGCUCUGGAGCAAGAAGCGGCGGCGGCAGAGGCAAAGCGGAGUGCCUGAGGAUUUCCCUGUUGCCAAAGUUCCCCGAAAGGAACCCGCAGGACCUUCAGGAGGGGAGAACAGCCGCCCGCCGCCGAGUCCACCACCCCCACCACCCUCAUCUGCCCAUCCCGCACCAGCAAACAUCACAGCCAGUGAGUUGGAAGGUUUGGGAGCCGCAGCAGAGCAGUUGAACCAGACCGAGCUGGCAGUGCUGCUGAACCUGCUGCAGGGUCAAACAGACAAUCUAAGCAUCCCGCAGAUGGCCGAGUACGUCCUCUCCUCUAGCCUCCACGAAGACCAGGCCGGCCUGCUCACGCUCCAAAUUGCUCACGCUCCUUUGGAGCAGCUGAAAAGGCCCCAGCGCCGGGCGGAGCAGGCAGACGAAAGCAACGCAGACCCCCCCCAUAAGAGUACACCACAAGACGCCUCCCCUCCUCUCAUGGGCGGACAGGGCAUCUCUAGUUAG